Molecule: messenger RNA, 1083 nt
Organism: Lodderomyces margitis
Lineage: Eukaryota; Fungi; Ascomycota; Pichiomycetes; Serinales; Debaryomycetaceae
Product: phosphatidylinositol-binding protein
Exons: 2
Coding region: 1-1083 (360 amino acids)
Biological process (GO): endoplasmic reticulum membrane organization
Cellular component (GO): plasma membrane; endoplasmic reticulum membrane
Molecular function (GO): FFAT motif binding
Source: RefSeq, a predicted model, not a curated record
AUGAAUGUCUCACCAAAUGUUUUAGAAUUUACUGGUUCAUUUACCAAGCAAACUACCGAAUACUUGACUUUGUCAAACCCAACUAACCAAGCAUUGGCUUUUAAAGUUAAAACUACUGCCCCAAAAUUAUAUUGUGUCAGACCAAAUGCUAGUAUCAUUCAACCAGGUGAUUCUUUACAAAUUUCCAUCAUUUUGCAAGGAUUUUCUCAACCAUUACCAGAAGAUUACAGAUGUAAAGAUAAAUUCUUGUUGGUUUCAGUUCCAGCACCACCUCGCUCUGACCCAUCAAAAGUUGGAGAAUUAUGGUCCCAAUUGGAGGCACAAAAUAAAUCCGCCGUUGUUUCAAAGAAAUUGAAGGUCAAUUAUGUCGUUGGCCCUGAUAAGGAUGAAUCCUACAACGGCGCAGGCGCAGGUGCAGGUGCAGGUGCAGCAGGUCACCACCAACAACAACAACAACAACAACAACAACAACAAUACCAACAACAGCCACCUCAACAACAACAACAGCAACAGCCAGCUCUCUCUCACCAAGCUAGUCAAAGCUCAUAUGGAGCUGGAGCUGGAGCUGCCGGUGUUGCCGGUGGUGCUGCUGCCGGAGCUGGAGCUGCAGGCAUUAUUGGAAAUGCUCACUACCAACCACAAGCUCAAGCCAAUGGCGACGCAUCAUUCAGUCAACCACCAUCAGGUGACUUUGGUGGGGCUCAGAACAGAUCUUUCAACGAUACUUCAUCCACUAACAAUGGUUACAGCUCCGGUUUCCAACAACAGCAACAGCAACCACCAUACCAACAAUUGCAACAACAACCAAGCUACCAAUCACAACAAGGUGGUGUUGGUGGAAGUUUCAACUCUGGUUAUGGCCAGCAACAACAAAACUCUCCAUCAGUUCAGCAAGACUUGGAUACUUUGGCUAGACAAGUUCAAUCUUUAACCGCCAAAUUGGAUAGAAACGAGAGAGCCGCUUCACGUGGUGAUGAUUCUUCCUCAGCCGGUGCCAAUGCUUUAACUACAAAUGGUAUUUCAUUGCCUGUUGCGUUAAUAUUGGCCUUGCUUUCUUUCCUCGUUGGUUGGUUGGUCUUUUGA